Molecule: messenger RNA, 1029 nt
Organism: Phanerochaete carnosa HHB-10118-sp
Lineage: Eukaryota; Fungi; Basidiomycota; Agaricomycetes; Polyporales; Phanerochaetaceae
Exons: 4
Coding region: 78-920 (280 amino acids)
Cellular component (GO): cytoplasm
Molecular function (GO): zinc ion binding
Source: RefSeq, a predicted model, not a curated record
GACGCUUCGUCUCCGACCACCAUUAUCUGCGCACUGCGCACUCCUCCCCCAUUGGCUCCUGUACUUCUAGCAGCGCCAUGUCUGCGACAGGUAUUCCCGAUGUGGGUGCACAUUGUGCUCUCGAGCGUUGCAACGUGAACGACUUUCUACCUAUCAAAUGUCGCUGCGAACGCCUCUUCUGCAGAGAACAUAUCCAGCCAGAGGAGCACGCAUGUCCCCUCAUCAAUGAGACUUAUACCCCGCAGCCAGGCGAACCGGCAAAAAAGAUGCAACGGUGCGCGGCGGAGAAGUGCAACAAGCUGAGCUUGGAAGCGUUCAUUGCGGAGAAGGAUGAUAUGCAGGGACGGACACCUGCCCUGUGUCUGCAGUGUCAAAAGGCGUUCUGCGCGAGCCACCGUGACCCAGCGACGCACGGGUGUGUUGCUAAACCUGAAGCCGAGCCUCAGCGGAAUGAGGCAGCUAAGGCGAUACUUGCAAAGAUAUUCCCCACGCAAACCGCCGUAUCACCAAUGAGCCCCGCAUCAUCGUCGAGCGUUCCAGCAAAGCGAAAGGCCCCUCCGAGUAAUCCGAAGAAGGCUGCUCAGCUUCGCCAGGUCGAAUUGAUGAAGAUGCGCCACAAGGCGCAGGCUGGUGAUCCUAAAGACAAAAACAAGUCUGUCCCUAUUGACCAGAAGCUGCACGUCAAGGUGCGUACGCAGGAGAAAGGCGAGGAAGAGAAAAUAUUCUGGUUCCAGAAGACUAUCAUUGCAGGACGCGCUCUCGACAUGCUAUCUCCGCAUUUUGGCGUCUCUUCUGAUGAAAUGCACCUCUAUCUCGAGAGAUUCUCGGCCGAAGACAUAGAUGAGAGAAUACGGUUAGAGUUGGACCGGGCUCUGGCUGACCAGGUGGAGGAUGGCGCUCAGCUAGUCCUGAAUCGAUGAUCGGUCUUGUAGCAAAGCUAAAGUGCACAGAUAGCAAUGUACUCUCACGGCAGAAUCCCACUGCUGAUAUCACUAGGAUGCUUCCUGCACUCAUUGCUGCACUUGUUCC